Molecule: messenger RNA, 2423 nt
Organism: Biomphalaria glabrata
Lineage: Eukaryota; Metazoa; Mollusca; Gastropoda; Planorbidae
Product: microsomal glutathione S-transferase 1-like
Exons: 3
Coding region: 105-569 (154 amino acids)
Cellular component (GO): membrane
Source: RefSeq, a predicted model, not a curated record
CAAUAAUUAAACUUAAUUAUAUUAAUAGCUUUAGAUUUUCUAUCUCGGUAUAUCUAGAUCUAAUCAAUUUGUUGUUUAAGCUUAUCAAAAGUUACAAAAUCAAAAUGGCAUUGAAACAUUUCAACUUAACUAAUCCAGUGUUUCAAAUAUUUUUAGGUCACUGUGCCCUUGUUUUACUUAAAACAAGUUUAAUAAGCAUUGUUACAGUUUUAGUCUUUUAUGCAUCCACGCCUCAAAAGAAAGUGCUGAAAAUUAAGUCAGAUAAGGACCAUGAAGAGAAGAGCCAAACAAUAACUGAAUACUCACAGGUGGAAAGAGUGCGCAGGUGUCAUCGUAAUGACUUGGAGAAUGUUCUACCAUUUGUCUUGCUUGGUCUGAUGUAUGUGGCAACCAAUCCAGGCUUAACAACUGCAGCUUUCAUCUUCCGUACUUUUACAAUCAGCCGAUUUAUACACACAUUUGUAUAUCUAUUGACAUUACCGCAGCCUUUAAGAGCAAUAGCAUUUGUCGUAGGAUUUUUAAUCAACAUAUACAUGACAUGGUAUAUAAUUACUGCUGCUUUAUUUUAGAUUGAAGAUUUAAAAAUUAAGAUUUGCCAAAAAAUAAUAAUUUAUGAGGUGAUAAUAUGUAUAAGCAACUUUUUUUAAAAAUGGUUUUCAUACAUGUUUCAGCAUUAGACUAAAAGGGCCAGCAAUUUAGCACUUUGGCUAAGAUCAUUAUCUUCUUAUCUAAUACAGAUGCUACUUAAAAAAGAUGAUUAUGUCUUACAAGUCAUGCAUUUAGUCAUGCAUGUUAACCAAUGACUUCAAUUCCGCCAAGUGACUUAUUUUCCUGGCUGGCUCAGGCAAAUGCACUGGUCAAGGCUAUGUCUUUGCAUUUUUAUUUCAGACAAAAUGUGCAUCUUGUUUCAAUAAAAUUGCAUACCAUGAUUUUUUACAUAUUUUCAAAAGAUAAAGAAAAAAUUUUCUGGAUAGGAUUAGAUAUAUUCAGCCAUUCAAUCCGUACUACAGUGGAUGAGAUUUCUUGAUGACUUAGUGGUAUUUCUUAUGUUUUACAAACGAUAAAUUCGCCCUAUGCAUUUCAUGUGACAAUCUUGUCAUGCAUGUUAAUCAAUGACUAAAACUCUGCUAACUGGUUGGUUUUCCUGGCUGAUUCAGGCAACCCAUUCCAUUCUCUAAUGGAACAAUGGAAGAAGAAGCGCUUUUGAAGAUUUUGUUCUAGCGUAUGGAAUUAGAAAUGUGCCUCUAUCUUUGUGUAGAGUGGCACUAUCCAGGCUGCAAGUGAUUAUAAAUAAAUACUACUCUGGUAACAGAUGUGAGUUUCAUUAAGCAUGUGAUGUUUGCAUAGCAGCGGUGAUAGCACAAAAAAAGCAACAGACUUAUAAUGUAAGUGUGUAAUAUAUGAUUGAAAAAGUAUCUGUGUGUUUUCGAAGUACACUUAUUAUGAUUUUUGCUUACUGUUUGCAUAUUUAUGUUUUAAGAUAUCUAAAGUGUUUCCUGCAAAAUGACUGAAAAAUUAUGAUAACAUUAAAACAAACAAAAAAUAUUGGCUCUAUUCAUUUUUUACGAUAUUUAAAGUAUUUCCUUCAAAAUGAUUAAUAUAUAUUUUUUCGGCCCUAUUUUGUCCGCGCUAUUUUGACGGGUUACGAUUUUGUGUAUAACUGAAAAUGUUUCUGUUCGAUAUAAAGUGGAGAAAACAAAACCAAAGUCGUAACAACUUUGGCGAACAUUCAUAUUUUGAACCAUGGAUAUAUUUUACUAACAUCGAACGGAUGCUUGUUUACUCAGACAAGGUCUGACGUAAAUAGAACAAUCGACUAUUGGCAAAUUUUAGAUGUAAAACCGAGUGCCUAUUAUUUCAACCAUUAUUGAUAAUGACAAUGUCUUCGAUUCCGAAGAUUAAGAAUGAGAACUGGAGUUUUUGUACGUUGUCGUCACGAAUUUGCUGAGGCAGCCGCGCUGUCUAGUUGUCACUUGUGAGUCUGUGACCUAUUUCGACCAAUUUCUAGAAGCGAGUUCAAACCAGUGCAAGUGUCCAGCGUAAACAAGUUAAUUUUAGAUAUCCAAUCGAAGAAAGAGGUUAAGGGAAAAAAAUAGCACACGUCAGCUUCUAGAAGGUCAAAGUUACUAAAAUAAUUAUCUGAGAAAGUUUCAUGAUUCUGGAACGUACGAUCAAAGAAAGUAUAAAUUAGGGGAAAGUCAAUAGACGGAGUCCUCGCAUAGUAGUAGUUCUUGUAGAGCGAUGGUCCUCGCUCAGUCCUCGAUUAGUAAUGGUUAUAAGUUUUGUGAUAUUAGCGGGUCCAUUAGUUAAAGUUUUAUAAGUUGAAGUUGAAAUUAUACUAAGUGAAGUUUCAUGUAUCUUUAAGUUUUAUUUAUGAAGUAUCAAGUCAAGUUGUUAUUGAAUUAAGAAGUCAUUUUAUCUGA